UAUAACUAAGCAUGAUUUAACAAAUAUUGACAUUGACAAGUCAACAAUAUUGCUUAGCCUCUUUCAAGAAAUUACGAAUUCCAGUUUUAUUUCUUAAAUAUAUCGAAGCUGUUCAUUAGUUUCGUUCAUAAUUAAGUAAAAUUUGAAAAAAUAUAUAUAUCGAAAAAUGAGUUUUGGGCUACCAUCUCUUAAAGUAAAACCAGAAAAUGCAGGAAAUACUACAGUCCAAGAAGGACCAUUUGGGAUCCCUGACCCAAUGGUUGCUGGUAUUGGAUCAACAAAGAACAAGUUGGGCAUGUCACAUCCACUGCAAGCAUCAGAAAAAAAUUACCACCUAAAUGAAGAAAAAAUGAAUAUGGCCAUGCUUCGUAACAUUCAAGGUCUUCAUGCUCCUAUGAAACUUUCCAUGGAGAGAAAAUUUGCCAGCAAGAUUGGUCGUCUCCCUUUCAUGCCUAGUUCAAACUUGCAACACGAUGUUUUUACGGGAAGAUAUCUAGACAUCGGCUUUGAAGACAUUCUCAAUACUUCUGAGUUCUGUGAAGUUAGUGGACAACCUCAUGCUGUGGUCGAAAGAUCUUUAGGCAUACUCUAAAUGCUGUAGUGAUAUUUUUCAAUUAAAAUCUUAUACAUUUAAGCCUUUAAAUAAAAAUGAAAUAAAAUAUAAAA
Messenger RNA from Melitaea cinxia (Glanville fritillary), 666 nucleotides. RefSeq names its product proteasome maturation protein (gene Pomp). Bases 167 to 592 code for a protein of 141 amino acids. The transcript has 4 exons. Gene Ontology annotation, cellular component: nucleus; cytoplasm. NCBI's taxonomy places the organism in Eukaryota, Metazoa, Arthropoda, Insecta, Lepidoptera, Nymphalidae. The record is from RefSeq and is a predicted model, not a curated record. Gene Ontology annotation, biological process: proteasome assembly.